Iphiclides podalirius (scarce swallowtail) is the source of this 1221-nucleotide messenger RNA. The record is from the annotation of a GenBank genome assembly. NCBI's taxonomy places the organism in Eukaryota, Metazoa, Arthropoda, Insecta, Lepidoptera, Papilionidae.
AUGAGUAAGUCAUUAACUUAUUGUAUAGUUCAAGAGUCUCCUAAUAUUGAAAAAUUAGUGCAACGUUUUUGGGAGCUUGAACAGCCUCCUUCCGCGCCGCCCAUUCAGUGUCCUUCUGACAUUGAAUGUGAAGAGUUUUAUAAUUCGACGACAUCACGUGAUCCUGUUAGUGGCAGAUACAUUGUCGGCCUGCCAUUUAAAGACGACGUUUAUUCUCUUGGAGAUUCUUACGAGACUGCUCGACGACACUUCAUGUGCUUGGAAAGAAAGUUAGAAGCUUCACCCACAUUAAGGUUGGCAUAUGAUGACGUCAUAAAGGAAUAUUUAGCCAAGGAUUAUAUUUCACCCGCACCGCUAUAUGACUCUCGUGAAAUCACUCCAUUCUAUGUUAUCCCGCAUCACGGAGUCUUACGUGAAGACAAGAAGUCGACUCGUCUGCGCAUUGUCCUAGAUGCUAGCAGUAAGACCAGCACUGGCCGAUCGUUAAACGACGUCUUGCACUCAGGGCAGAAUUUGCAAGGCGACUUAUUCAACAUUAUUUUAAAUUUCCGUCUACAUCCAGUGGCUAUGACAGCCGACUGUCGCCAGCAAUUCUUGCAGAUCGUUAUUCGUGAUUCUGAUCGUCGUUAUCAAUGCUUUCUAUACCGCUUCAAUCCACAUGAUCCACUUGUGUUGUACCAGUUCAAUCGCGUAUGCUUCGGUUUAACAUCGAGUCCUUACCAUGCACUGCGCACGGUCAGACAGCUUAUCGAUGACGACGGCGCGAUGUCGCCACUCGCAAGUCGUAUCGCAUCUACCUCACUAUACAUGGAUGAUGUCGCUUUCUCCUUGCUUAGUGAGUCCGAAGCCAAUGAAGCCUCUCAGCAGCUAAUUGACUUAUUCAAGGGUGCACAAUGGGAUCUUAUAAAAUGGAAUAGCAACUAUCACUCCGUUUUAGAUAACCUCCCUGUUUCUCAUAAAAUUACAAAGGAAGUGGAGUUCGAUAAAUCGAUGCAGCAUAAGAUAUUAGGCUUGCAUUGGUCUACCGAUAGUGACGAAUUCUAUUUUAAAAUAUUUAUUCUCGAUGAUGUGACGUGCACUAAGCGCUCCAUCUUAUAUACUGUCGCCCGCAUGUGGGACAUAAUGGGUUUCGUUGUCGUGUACGCUAAGUUGUUAAUAAAACAGCUUUGGGAACUUUAUUUAGACUGGGACGAUGUACCGCCGCCGCCCAUCAUUAAGAUG